CCUUAUCUAUGGAAAUGAAAUGAUUACAACUUACGUAUAAAAUAGUAAGUAAACUAACUUCGUACACGGUAGUCGUGUAGUGGGUACUGGCAUUUUUAAUAUACAAAUGUGACGAUCACAACAUCGUGUUGUGAAACAAAAUGUUUUAAUAGAAGAAACUUCGUAAUUAUAUAAUGGUUGCAUUGUUGUAUUAUAAAAGAAAUAAUUUUUGAAAAAUGGCUGAGAGAGGAUGUCCGACGCCGUUUUUAAAACAGUUAUUCGUGACAGCAGGCGUGUCUCUAAACAUAGGACAGUUCGGCAUGAUAUCAGGAUAUGUCGUGGCCAUAGUGCCGCAGCUGACUCGACCCGGGGCUUACAUUCCUAUGGACGACAGCGCCGCGUCGUGGUUCGCGUCCAUCCACGCCCUGUCUCUGUUGGUGGGAUACUCGAUAGUCGCCAAAACGAUCUCCGAUUACGGCAGACGAGUCGGCAGCAUCAUCAGCUCCGGUUUAUGUCUAGCUGGAUGGAUAUCUAUACUCCUCGCCGGCAAUCUAACUUGCCUACUACUAGGGCGGAUAUUACAGGGCCUUAGUCUAGGCUUUUGUCUAACUUUAGGACCUAUAGUAAUAGCCGAAUGUACCAGUCCGAAAAAUAGAGGGAUCUUUCUCGCGUCAACUACGAUGUGUUUGUCUAUAGGCUCAGCUGUCGUGCAUUAUUUGGGCUCAUUCUUACAUUGGAGAGACACUGCUUUGGUUUGUUCCGUAAUUGGUUUUAUAGAUUUGAUAAUUUGUAUAUAUUCUCCAGAGACGCCCACUUGGUUGGCCGGUAAAGGUAGAUUUGAUGAAUGUAAAAAGAUUUUCAGAUGGCUUAGAGGUGACGGUGAAGACGAGGAAUUAUUUGCGUUAAUACAGGCUGUGAUUGACACUAAUUGUAAUGCUAAAACUAAGCACGAUUCUGUUAUUCCUUAUAUCAGAAGCAAAUGCUGUUACAUUUUAGCUACAGUUAAGAAGAAAGAAGUUUACAAAUCUAUAACUAUCGGUGUUCAUUUGUUGACUAUUUGUUAUUGGUGCGGCUCAGCUAUAUUUUCUUCAUUUCCAAUAGAACUAAUAGAUUCCGCUGUCGGAAAACAUGUUAAUACUCCUAUAAUCAUAAUGACUUUAGAUAUAAAUAGAUUAAUGAAUAGUGUGUUAGCUUUAUAUGUCGUAAGGAAGUUUAAAAGGCGAACGAUGUUAUUUUCAACGGUUGGUUUGACUAUAAUAUGUUCGUUUGUAAUAGCAGGUUAUGUUUAUGCAAAAGACCACGGCAUGUUGCCUUCUGAUGUACCUAUAAUUAGUAUAAUUUUAUUACACAUUCAGAUGUUUUCGAUAUCAAUUGGUGCGCUGUCGUUACCCGUUAUAAUUGGCGGUGAAAUUUAUCCCAGAAAGCACAGAAGUCUGGCUUCAGCUUUCACAAGAUUGUCGUCUUGUGUGCACGUGUUCAUAGUUAACAAAUCCUUCUUAGAUAUAGUAAAAGUUGUGAAAAUUUAUGGUUGUUAUUGUAUAUUUGGAAGUAUAUGUCUGUAUGCGUUGAUUGUAUGUUAUUUUCUUAUGCCGGAGACGAAAGAUAGGACGUUACAGGAUAUUGAAGAUGAGCUGGGAGGGACAGUUAAAGUUGUAAAAGAAAAUACUACAGAAGUACUGCUUGAACCCAAUGGUGUAUAAAUUAAGUCGGUAUUGCCCAGGUCUUGGAUGUUUAUCUAUGUAUGUUAUUAAAAUAUAUUAUCGUUGAAUAAGUAUUCCAUAACACAAGUCUCGAACUUGUUUUGGGGCUAGCUCAAUCCGUGUGAUUUGUCACUAUAUAUUUACUAUUUAUAAUACUAUUAUAAAUAUUUAUCAACAAGACUCGCGCAAUUCGAUGUCGAAACGAAAUAGGAAAAAUAAUUUAAGCAAGGAAAAUCCAGCAGUGUUUGUAGAAACUGUCAAAGGUUAGCGAAUUAUCGUUAUGCCGUCUAUGUUUAAAUAAAAAUACAAUUAUAAUGAUUUCAAACAAUAAUUCCCUCUUUUAUUUACAUAUAUUUAUGACCAUUUUUCUAAUUAUGUACAUGGUUGAAUAAAUUCCACGUAUUUCAUUGAAGUUGCGUGUAAUUACUCAACCGCUUUUGACGACCUCGGUGUCGCAGUGGUAAAGUGCUUGCCUCUGAACCGAGAGGUCCCGGGUUCGAUCCCCGGUCGGGUCAUGAUGGAAAAUGAUCUUUUCUUGAUUGGCCCGGGUCUUGGAUGUUUAUAUGUAUUCGUUAUAAAAUAUAGUAUCGUUGAGUUAAAAUCCAUAACACAAGUCUCGAACUUACUUUGGGGCUAGCUCAAUCUGUGUGAUUUGUCCUAAUAUAUUUAUUUACUUCUAGCUCAAAAAGGAGCUAUGUUCAGGGUUCAUUGUUUGUAUGUACGUACUUCAGUUUAUUAUAAGGAUACUAAUGGAAAUUAUUUAUUGUGACAACUAGGUCCACAUUAUUAAUUACAUAGCUAGAGUUAAUUCACUAAACUAGAUUAACCUGAUCAAUCGAUAUGUUCAUUUGUUUCUUUAGCACAUUCAAACAUACGACAGUAAAAAGGUUUGUCUGUACAUCUAUAAUAUUAUUAUUAUAAAGAGAUAAGCGUUUGUGAGUUUGUAUGUUUGAGGCGGGUAAUCUCAGAAACUACUGAACCGAUUUCAAAAAUUCUUUCACCAUUAAAAAGGUACAUUGUCCAAGAUUGCUAUAGGCAUUAUUUUAUCUCAAAAUUCCCACGGGAGCGAAGCCCCAGGCAACAUCUAGUAUAAAUAUAUAUACAAUAAAAUAGUUAUCUAUUCUGAAAACAGGAACAAAAUAAGACAAUUGCUAUAUGUCGUAAUACUUUAAUUGUGUAUAUUCUUUGUCCGCUACAAACUACAAGCCGGUACUUUGUUAAUUUAUAUUAUUUAAACCGUAUCAUACAUAAACAUACACAGCAUAGCCUUAUUCGAGACUCUUAAAGCUCUUUUUAAACCCAACAAUGGAUCGGAUU
Plodia interpunctella (Indianmeal moth) is the source of this 2996-nucleotide messenger RNA. RefSeq lists its product as uncharacterized. The transcript has 3 exons. Gene Ontology annotation, biological process: transmembrane transport. Lineage: Eukaryota; Metazoa; Arthropoda; Insecta; Lepidoptera; Pyralidae. The record is from RefSeq and is a predicted model, not a curated record. Gene Ontology annotation, cellular component: membrane. The coding region runs from base 216 to 1679 and encodes 487 amino acids. Gene Ontology annotation, molecular function: transmembrane transporter activity.